CGCAGCAGUUGAUUUUCGUUCGCCGAACGCCGUGGACGCAUUGGUUAGGGAGUCGCCUCGGUUAGCAGGCCUCCUCAAAGCGCGCGCUUCGUUUUGUUCCGUUCGGUUAAAGAAUUCUUUGUUUAUUUCCGUGACUUUCUUUCGCACGCUAUCGCUUAUCUCGCUCUUUUUCCGUCCGCGUUAUUACGGUAUACAUCAGCACAGCGGACGUCGGCGUUUCUUCUCUAUACCCUUUUACAACACCUAUUUAUUCGCUGCUCCGUGUGUACAGAGCUUCGUGUAUUUCUUUUCAACGACCGAAUCGUCCACGUCGAGGAAGCUGAGCAGACAAACAGCAGCAGGAUGCCGGUCUUUCACACGAAAACCAUCGAGAGCAUCCUCGAUCCUGUUGCACAACAGGUAUCGAGGCUGGUCAUCUUGCACGAAGAGGCUGAAGAUGGAAACGCCAUGCCAGAUCUCGAGAGGCCUGUCAAGGCUGUCAGCAUGGCAGUUGCCAAUCUCGUCAAGGUUGGCAAAGAGACCAUCAACUCUUCGGACGACGCCCUGCUGAAACAAGACAUGCCGGGUUCCUUGAAACGCGUCGAAGGGGCCUCCCAUCUCCUCGAGGAGGCUUCGGUGAUGUUGAAGAACGACCCUUAUUCCAGCUCCGCCAGUAGUUAUCACAGUAGUACCACUACUACUUCUACUACUUACUCGUAUAAAAUGGAAUACAGGAAAAAGUUGAUAGAAGGCUCUCGGGGUAUACUCCAAGGCACGAGUUCGCUGCUGCUGUGUUUCGACGAGAGCGAAGUGCGAAAAAUAAUCCGCGAGUGCAAGCGCGUCCUCGACUACUUGGCAGUGGCCGAAGUGAUCGAGACCAUGGAAGACUUGGUGCAUUUCCUGAAGAAUCUUAGUCCGUGCCUUAGCAAAGUGUCCAGAGAAGUGAGCGCUCGCGAGAAGGAGCUCACCCACCAGGUGCACAGGGAGAUCCUGAUCAGGUGUUUGGACCAGGUGAAGACCCUGGCGCCGAUUCUGAUCUGCUCGAUGAAGAUCUUCAUCCACAUCAUAUCGAGCGGUGGCAAGGGAGCGGAGGAGGCAGCUGAGAACCGCAACUACUUGUCGGGACGCAUGUCCGAGGAGAUAAACGAAAUCAUCCGCGUGCUGCAGCUAACUACUUACGAUGAGGACGAAUGGGACGCCGAUCAAUUGACGGUAUUGAAGAAGGCACAGAGCGCCAUCGAGUCGCGAGUCAAGCCGGCCUUCGACUGGCUGGACAACGGCAACGCGCUCAGAGGUGGAGUAGGCGAGAAGAGCCUCAGACAGAUCAUCGAACAGGCCGGUCGAUUGGCAGACCGAUACCUGCCACCGUCGCAGGCCAAUCCGAUCUCGAAACUCUCCUCGCAGCUGACUACCAUGACGGAUGCCCUCUGCGAGCUGCGUCAGAAUGACAAAGGAACUUCGCCGCAAGGAGAAGCUCUGGCCCGCGGUAUCAAGGAGAAGGUGAACGAGCUGCGCUCGAACAUCUCGUCGGCAAUCGUUGCCGCUGACAAGUCGGGAACUGUACAGACCGCUCACACGGUAGCAGGUCGUCUGGAGCAAGCCAACAAGUGGCUGCUGAAUCCUCAGCACGACGACAAAGGCCUUGGCCAAAAGGCCAUUGCCCUUAUUAUUCACGAGGGCAAGAAGAAUCACGGGACUAUUCUCGAAGUCGCCGAGGGUCUCCCUGGAAUCCACAAGGCCGAGAUUCUGCAGCUCUGCGACGAAGUUGACAACCUGUCGCACCAGCUCAGUGAACUGUGUGCUCGUGGCGAGGGUAACAGUCCUCGUGCCCAGGAGAUCGCCCGCCAGCUCUCGCACAAGCUGAACGAGCUCAAAAACAAGAUCCAGCAAGCCGUGGUGUCGCGCGUUGUCGAGGACUUCAUCGAUAUCACCACACCGCUGAAGCAGUUCACCGAGGCAGUUUUGGCACCCGAAGGAACGCCUGGACGCGAGCAAAAUUUCAACGAUAAAACGCUCAAUUUGCAGAACUUCUCCAACAGGGCUGCCAAGACUGCUAGGAUGGUCGCAGCUGGUGGUAGCGGCGGUAACAAGAAACUCGCCGAGGCCCUGACCGCGACAGCCUCGCAGCUCGAAUCCUUGACACCGCAGCUGAUUAACGCUGGCCGAAUCCGCAUGACCUACCCUGAGAGCAAGGCUGCGGACGAGCACUUUGAGAAUCUGCGUCAGCAGUACGCCGAUACGAUACAACGCGCUAGGAGCCUCUGCGACGAGGCGACCGACAGCGCGGACUUCGUCAAGGCUUCCGAGGAGCAGAUGAAGAAGCACUCGGUGCUCUGCGAGGACGCCAUCGCCAAGAACAAUCCCCAGAAAAUGGUCGACAACACUUCGGCUAUUGCCAGGCUAGCUAAUCGAGUGAUCCUCGUCGCUAAGCAGGAGAGUGACAAUAGCGAAGACCCUGCCUUCAUCCAGAGCGUCAAUCGUGCUGCUGACGUUCUGCAAAACUGCGUGGCUCCAAUGGUCCAGGACGCCAAGGCUGUGGCAAUCAACACUAACGACGGACCGGCGGUAUCGCGCUGGCGGGACAGUAACCGAGCGUUGCUGGCAGGUGUCGGUCAAGUGAGAAAGGCCAUCACCGUGGAGCCCGAGGGCGUCUCGCCGGUACCUCCACCACCACCGAGUCUAUCUCAGCUUCGCAUCCACGACGGAGGAGAUAGUCCUGAUCAUAUGCAGAAAACUUACUUGCCGAAAGAUGAAUAUUCUAGUCACAAGUACAGUAAACCGAAAGAUAUGGCUCCACCAAGGCCGCCACUACCGAGCGGCGAGGUUCCGCCACCGAGACCGCCGCCGCCAGAGACUGACGACGAAGACGAGAUGUUCAUGCACGCUCCUCAACCUAAUCAGCCCAUUAUGAUGGCAGCUCACGGUCUGCAUCAAGAAGUCCGACAAUGGUCGAGCAAGGACAACGAGAUUAUCGCCGCAGCCAAGAAGAUGGCCAUUCUCAUGGGCAGACUGUCCGGUUUAGUAAGGGGCGAGGGCGGUAACAAACGAGACCUUAUAGCUUGCGCCAAGGCCAUCGCCGAGGCCUCGCAAGAAGUUACGAGACUCGCCAAGGAACUCGCAAGGGAGUGUACCGACAAACGUAUUCGUACGAAUCUUCUGCAAGUUUGCGAGCGUAUUCCCACUAUCGGAACGCAGCUCAAAAUCUUGUCAACUGUCAAAGCAACGAUGCUCGGCGCCCAAGAAACGCUCCCUACCUGGGAAGAGCUGAUGCUAUACGGUACGGAGGAGGACCAAGAGGCAACAGACAUGUUGGUGGGCAACGCGCAGAACCUCAUGCAAAGUGUAAAGGAGACGGUACGUGCUGCGGAAUGCGCCAGCAUCAAGAUCCGAACGGCCUCUGGUAUGAAGCUGCGCUGGGUGCGCCGACAGCCCUGGUACCAGUAUUAGGAGCAUCCCUCACCAUUGUCGUCUCAUUAUAUUAUACCGUCACCGUCGCCAUUCUCGCGUCGACUUCGUCUUGUCUUAUAUCUCACACCACGAUUUUCAUGCCAUAUUAAAGAUAGCGAUAUUUUAGAUAAUUGUUUAGGUAACGACGAGUUUUUCUCUCUUUCUCUUUUUGUUGUUUCUCUAGAGAUUCGAGACGUGGUCGGAUUUAUUGUCUUUUGACCGCUGAAUUAGUCUGCUUGUUUGGAUAUUAACAAAGCGAUAAUAGUUGAUUUUUGUAUUAGAUGCGCAGCUAUACCCUACAUAUACUCAAAGUAUAAAGUUUGGGUUAAUAAGUAUGUAGACUUAAUUUUGCGGUCGAAUGCUGGAGCUUAAUACAAAUAUACAUACAUAUAUAUAUAUAUAUAUAUAUAUAUAUAUAUAUAUAUAUAUAUAUAUAUAUAUAUAUACACCUGUCCGACUCCGUUUCGAAUUGAUUUAUGACUAAUUGUAUGAACGCGUACUAAUGCGAAAAAAUAAGGGAUACACGAGCUACGCAAUACUUAUAUGUAUACGCGCGCGGAUACAAGGUACACGCGUGUAUUUUAGCAAUAAGGUGCAAAAAUAGAAGAUUUGAUCCUUCUUCAAAUGCGCGCAAGGCCGCUAUUUUUUAUAAAUGUGCGAGCGAUAACUCAAUGCAAUCGACUAUUUAUUUUUGUAUCUCGACAAAUGUGCAAUACAAUCGAAAGUUGAAUAACCCCUCCUCUGCCAUACUAGCCUUCCCGAUAAAGAGUAAAAGAACGUUAUAUAUAUGGUGCUAAGAUAUUAGUAGGAAUCGGUCGUACAAGCAUAAUCGCAGAGACGUGUACUUGUUGUAUCGAGCUUGCCGAAACAAAAUGAGCCUUUAACUACUUACAAUAUUGACCAAUCGAGUAUCCGUCCUUUUAUAGAUCGGACUGGAGUGUUUUUAAACGUGAUUUUAUAUUUAUUGUUUAUGAAGAAAAUUGCAUAUAUUAUAACCCAUUAUAGAUACUUGUAAUGUAAUAAAGCGUUUUAAUAAAUUAAA
Messenger RNA from Nasonia vitripennis (jewel wasp), 4468 nucleotides. RefSeq names its product vinculin (gene Vinc). The transcript is spliced from 19 exons. Gene Ontology annotation, molecular function: structural molecule activity; actin filament binding. The coding region runs from base 343 to 3426 and encodes 1027 amino acids. NCBI's taxonomy places the organism in Eukaryota, Metazoa, Arthropoda, Insecta, Hymenoptera, Pteromalidae. Gene Ontology annotation, cellular component: actin cytoskeleton. The record is from RefSeq and is a predicted model, not a curated record. Gene Ontology annotation, biological process: cell adhesion.